Molecule: messenger RNA, 3361 nt
Organism: Salvelinus sp. IW2-2015
Lineage: Eukaryota; Metazoa; Chordata; Actinopteri; Salmoniformes; Salmonidae
Product: F-box-like/WD repeat-containing protein TBL1XR1
Biological process (GO): regulation of transcription by RNA polymerase II
Cellular component (GO): histone deacetylase complex
Molecular function (GO): protein binding; transcription corepressor activity
Source: RefSeq, a predicted model, not a curated record
AACCGUUUGGCUCUUUCUCCACAAGCAAGCAACCUUACAAUGUACCCCAAUUGCUUUUCAAUCUAAUUUUUUAAAGGAUUUAUCAAAUGCUACACUUAUGUAAUCAAAACACAUCGCUCAUUUGGGAUUUUAACUACCAAGCCGCAAUCUCGGAGUAGAUUUAUAACGCUUUAUUGUGACUAUAUUUUAGAAAAUAGCGGUGGAGGAAGAGAUUCCAUAUAAGGAGGACAGCAGAAAAGGCACCCGUUGUGUGAUCUGGACAGUUUAAACUGAAGAGGGAUUACUGUCAGAUAUCUGAAUGACACUCGGGCACAUGGUGCUGAGACUGGUGGACUGUACCCUUUCAAAACAUAUUUGUUGUGAAAACAGACUUACUACUGUGGCCUAUGUCCUGUUUGCUGACCUCAUGGUGUAACCAGGUGUAAAGAUGAGCAUAAGCAGUGAUGAGGUCAACUUUCUUGUGUACAGAUACCUACAGGAGUCAGGAUUUUCCCACUCAGCCUUCACGUUUGGCAUAGAGAGCCACAUCAGCCAGUCCAACAUCAAUGGAGCCCUGGUGCCCCCUGCUGCCCUCAUCUCCAUCAUACAGAAGGGCCUGCAGUACGUGGAGGCCGAAGUCAGCAUUAAUGAGGACGGCACGCUGUUCGACGGACGGCCGAUCGAGUCCCUGUCGCUCAUCGACGCGGUAAUGCCGGAUGUGGUGCAGACACGGCAGCAGGCCUACCGAGACAAGCUGGCCCAGCAGCAGGCGGCCCAAGCCCCCCCGGCCACCACCACCAACUUGACGGCCAAUGCCAAGAACGGAGAGAACACGGCCAACGGCGAGGAGAACGGAGCUCACACCUUAGCUAAUCUUGCACAUGCUGAUGAGGUGCUCUCUGUGUGCCAUACAGACAACCAUGUCGACAUGAUGGAGGUGGAUGGGGAUGUGGAGAUUCCCCAGAACAAAGCCAUGGUGCUCCGAGGUCACGAGUCAGAGGUGUUCAUCUGCGCCUGGAACCCUGUCUCCGACCUGCUUGCCUCCGGGUCUGGGGACUCGACGGCACGGAUCUGGAACCUGAGUGAGAACAGCACCAGCAGCUCCACACAGCUUGUACUGAGGCACUGCAUACGCGAGGGAGGUCAGGACGUCCCCAGCAACAAAGACGUCACAUCAUUAGACUGGAACAGUGAGGGUACGUUACUAGCAACCGGCUCAUAUGAUGGAUUUGCCAGGAUAUGGACAAAGGAUGGUAACCUUGCAAGUACCCUGGGUCAACACAAAGGUCCCAUUUUUGCAUUAAAAUGGAACAAGAAAGGAAACUUUAUUCUUAGUGCCGGAGUAGAUAAGACUACAAUCAUAUGGGAUGCUCACACAGGAGAAGCAAAGCAGCAGUUCCCGUUCCAUUCAGCACCUGCUCUGGAUGUGGACUGGCAGAGCAACAACACGUUUGCCUCCUGCAGUACAGACAUGUGCAUCCACGUGUGUAAGCUUGGCCAAGACAGGCCUAUCAAGACAUUCCAAGGACACACAAAUGAAGUGAAUGCAAUCAAAUGGGAUCCAACCGGUAACCUGCUAGCCUCUUGCUCAGAUGACAUGACGCUGAAGAUCUGGAGUAUGAAACAGGACACGUGCGUUCAUGAUCUGCAAGCUCACAGCAAAGAGAUCUACACUAUCAAAUGGAGCCCCACCGGUCCUGGAACCAACAACCCCAAUGCCAAUCUGAUGCUUGCCAGCGCGUCCUUUGAUUCGACGGUGCGGCUGUGGGAUGUGGACCGAGGCAUCUGCAUCCACACGUUAACCAAACACCAGGAGCCUGUCUACAGUGUGGCCUUCAGCCCAGACGGCAGGCAUCUGGCCAGCGGCUCCUUCGACAAGUGUGUUCACAUCUGGAACACGCAGACUGGCGCUUUAGUCCAUAGUUACAGGGGGACAGGGGGGAUCUUUGAAGUUUGCUGGAAUGCAGCAGGUGACAAAGUGGGAGCAAGUGCAUCAGAUGGAUCUGUUUGUGUAUUAGAUCUGCGGAAAUAACACUGCUUGUUGGAAGCCAUGGACCGACAAUGAAUGUGUACAUAGCCAAAAUGACUGUCCCUGCCCCAUGCACUGCUAGUCCCGCUUAAACCAUGGCUGGCCACUACAGACCAGAAACAAGCACCCCGACACAGCAGAUUCAGGAGCAAGGACACGCUCUGUGCAGCAAGUCGUUAGAACCAGAGACAUUAAAGGGACACAGACAAAAAAAUGUAAAUUAAGAAAAGAAAAAAGCAGAUCUGUAUAUGUACCAACAUUUGGAAGCUAUUUUGCUUUUUGAUCUUUAAACCAUGCUCAUCAAGACAAAAAAAUAUGUUUUAACUUUAUUGGUAGUUCAGUCUCUGUGUGCUGACAUAUCGGCUUUCCAAUCCUGCGGCCGGCAGUUAGGUUUUUAACAAAAUCAUUUAUAUUAUUUCAAUGUUUAAGUUUAUAUUUUUUGGGGUCACAAGUGGAGGAGUCAUCUUUUUAUACACACUCACAAAACUGUUAUUUGAAAAAAAUCAUAUUUGGUAGUGUACGCUUUGUGGUUCAAAACAAUAUCGGGACUUGAAGAAAAAUGUCAUUUUUUCAAUUGUAGUUUUUACUGUUGACAUCUAAAUGCAGUAGUUUUUUUAUUUAUUUUUUCUAAAGAAUACAUUGUUUCUCCUGACCAUAAUAUGAGUACAAAUUAACAUGGGCGCACAUGAAAGAAGAGGCAUUAUACAUCUAGAUGCUUUAAAACCAUGUUUAUGGUUGGUUUGUGCACCAUCGAUUUCGCUAGAGAAACAUUCCAUGAUUCCCUCCUGGACAAAGCUGUACUGCUGUAGCUAUCAUGUGGAAACACAUCAGGUAUUGGAUCGGUUAAAGAAGAGAAGCAGACAAAUCAGUACCUAAUGACUCUCCCCCCCCCCCUCUAGUGUGAAGGAUUGGAACUGUGAUGUACACUGGACCUUUCACAACAGUGUUACCACUGGGGAAACACGGAGGCCCCUUUUACAACAUAUAGCAAAAAGGGAAGACUUGCUUUAAGUUUUGUAUUCUUCUAAUGACUACUUAGCUGAUAAUGUGUUUCUCUCACUGAUUAUUUUCAAGUACAUUUCAUAUUGCUGAUUUAUCAUAUUUGUGUCACAACAAAACUUCCAUUAGGGUUUUACUCAAAAUGGUUUACAUUUUUAUAAGACAAAGUUUUUUUUUAUUCCUCUAGAUUAUUUCCCAAACUAGAUAUUGACAGUGGUUAUUUGGAUCACAAAUAAGCAAUGCUGUUUUCAGUGGAAAAAUUUAAUCUUAAAGCAAGUCUGGGUGUUGGGCCAAGAAUCAGAAAUCACGUGGAGUAACAUACACAUAUACAUUAUUUUUGUGCUGCAUUUUUUU